CGUUGCUGUAUUUUUUGCAGAAUUAAUAUAAAAAGAUACACAAGCAGCGAAUGUAUUAAUGGACAAGAAAGCACAAAGAGUUAUUUUUGAGGCAAAAUCUAAGGCUAGACCAGAACUAAAAGGAGAGGAAGGUUGGCAAAGACUUCGUUAUGCUGAAAAUUUUGAUGUAUCAUUGAGUUCUGUGAAUGAUAAUGUUCCUAGAGUAAACUGUAAAGAAAUUUCCCAUCAAGAAUUUAUUGACCGUUAUGAAAAACCAAGAAUACCUGUCGUUUUAACUGGUGCGACGGAUCACUGGUUAGCCAAUCAGAAAUGGACGUUACCUCGUCUAGCAAAGAAAUAUCGAAACCAGAAAUUUAAAGUAGGGGAAGAUAACGAAGGAUUCUCUGUUAAGAUGAAGAUGAAGUAUUAUAUUGAGUAUUUGAAAACCCAGCAAGACGAUAGUCCCUUGUAUGUGUUUGAUGGAUCAUAUGGAGAGCACCCAAAAAAACGCAAGUUACUGGAAGAUUAUGAUCCACCAUCAUUCUUUGCAGAUGAUUUAUUUCGAUACGCUGGUGAAAAAAGGAGACCGCCUCAUCGAUGGGUAGUGAUAGGUCCUGCUCGUUCUGGUACCGGAAUACAUAUCGACCCACUUGGUACGAGCGCCUGGAACGCACUGAUAUCUGGACACAAACGUUGGGUGAUGUUGCCGACGGAAACUCCAAAGCAUAUGAUUCAAGUUCCGAAAGGAGAAGGACAGCAUCAGUCUGGUGAAGGGAUACAGUGGUUUGCCAAAGUGGCCCCGAAAGUUAAAAGCCCGUCCUGGCCGAAAGAAUACAAACCGUUAGAAAUACUUCAAAAGCCUGGUGAAACUGUCUUUGUUCCUGGUGGUUGGUGGCACGUGGUGUUAAAUUUAGAUACGACAAUUGCUGUAACACAGAACUUUUCUUCUCCAACUAACUUUCCUAUAGUCUGGCAUAAAACAGUCAGAGGUCGUCCAAAGUUAUCGCAAAAAUGGCUUAAAGCAUUACGGAUUCGUCGUCCAGAAAUAGCAGCCAUAGCAGACUCGGUCGAUUUUAAUCGCUCCAGCGGUAUCGCAUCCGAUUCAAGUUCAAGUUCGUCCAGUAGUAGUAGUUCCUCGUCAUCAUCGGAAUCCGAUUCCGAGUCGGAAGAAUCGGUGCCAGACUCAACUAGUGUUACGGAAGACGAAGAGGAACGUUGCAACGAGCAUGACAAGCGAUCAAAAAGGCGAAGGAUUAACGAAGAUGUGUGAUGGGUUAUAUCCGUGACAAAAGAAACGAUUAAAAUGCUUCCUGCAUUUCGACUAAGAACAGAGUAUGAACGUUUGGUUUGAUGACGUCAGACAAUACUAAUACUGAUAAAGAUUAAAAAGGAUAAACUGUUGCGAAUGAACAGUAACAUUAAAACACGUUUACUUGCGCUAUUGUAGUUUUUACGAAGAUUCAAUAAACAAACCUAAUGAUUUCAA
Molecule: messenger RNA, 1465 nt
Organism: Hydractinia symbiolongicarpus
Lineage: Eukaryota; Metazoa; Cnidaria; Hydrozoa; Anthoathecata; Hydractiniidae
Product: bifunctional arginine demethylase and lysyl-hydroxylase PSR-like
Exons: 9
Coding region: 59-1249 (396 amino acids)
Biological process (GO): phagocytosis
Cellular component (GO): cytoplasm; nucleus
Molecular function (GO): P-TEFb complex binding; histone H4R3 demethylase activity
Source: RefSeq, a predicted model, not a curated record